This is a messenger RNA of Bombyx mori (domestic silkworm), 6839 nucleotides long. RefSeq names its product zinc finger protein 608. Bases 673 to 3648 code for a protein of 991 amino acids. Lineage: Eukaryota; Metazoa; Arthropoda; Insecta; Lepidoptera; Bombycidae. The transcript is spliced from 13 exons. Gene Ontology annotation, biological process: regulation of transcription by RNA polymerase II. Gene Ontology annotation, cellular component: nucleus. The record is from RefSeq and is a predicted model, not a curated record.
ACCCAGUUCAGAGUCGGGGGACACGUAGCGUUCCUCGUGUCAACUUCAACUGGGUUCCGCGGUCGUCCGCCGACUCGAUGCGGCGCUGACGUCCUUUUCGCUGUCUCCAUCGUUUUAUAUUAUUAUGUUUUCUACAGUAAAAUCAAGUGUUGUUUAUUAAUAUAACAUUAUCUGUGGAAACUGUAUUGAACAUCAUCGUAUCAAGGAUCGGAUUGCUUCUGUGAGGUGUACUGUACAUGCUUGUGUGUUAAUCAACAAAAUACUAUUGUGAAACGUUGGUCCGUGCUCGUUUAUGUUGAAUAGUGAUUAAAAGUAAUUUACUUUGCUUUUACCGUGUUAAGGGUCGGUGUUUAUCGAUCUUUUUGAGAGACAAAGCAGUGGAUUUUCAUUGCGGCGAGGAAUCAGCCGGUAAAACGAGAGGUGUGCGGAGAAGCCCGAUUCUUGUGCGGGAAUCGUUACCGGGAUGCCUGUGUGUCUAGUGAUGGUGCAUUGAAGUCGUGCCGGUACGUACGCAUAGUGUCAGUGUUAACUAUAGUGCCCGUAUAGUGCUUUAUCGGAUUGUGUCUCUUUUGGAUUGCCAUCGCGAAUCAUCACUAGAUCUACUUGGGAACGGGCUACAAUGGUGUGUGCGCGUGCGGGGCAGCGGGGGGCGGGCGGUGCUGAGCGGCGCGCAUGGCGGCGCCAAUGAGGGAGGGCGCGCCGGCCGGCGGAACUCGCCCCGCGCCCCACGCGCAUCCCGCCAACUUCGAGUACGAUGACAACGAGUGGGACAUCGGCAUCGGCGACCUUAUCAUAGACCUCGAUGCCGACAUAGAGAAGACUGACGAGGCGGGCGGCAUGGCGGCGCGCGCCGAACCUGAUGCACAGCGCACCGCGCUCAAAAUGAAGAUCAAGCGCACCAAGCCCGGCACUAAAAGCUCCGAGGCCAAACACGAGAUCGUCAAAUCUAACGAGACGAACGGCGAACCGAAGCCGCAAGCGCCGACUACUGCCGUGCCGCCCGCCGCCGCCAAGCGCGGCUCCGGCGGACACCGGCGGGACAAGGCAAGAGACAAACAUCAUCACCCGCACCCGCCGCACGACGUUAACGGCGUGGCGAGAGUACCCCCACCACCGAACGCACCGGGUCCCCCCGCAGCACCCUCGCCUGCGUCAUUACCCGCCGGCAGUACGACCACUCCCACGGUUCCCAAGCCCGAGCAGAGGCCGGCGGCAGCGCCCCGGCUGGAAGCUAAGCCUAUGGCACCCACGCCAUCCCCACAGUCGGCGGCGACAGCGCCUGCGCCACCGCCGGCUCCCGCGCCUCCUGCGCAUCUCCCUCAUCCUCCACCUCCUUCUAAACCUGAACCUGAUGACUCAAGACAAGAAAAUCAAAACAUACAGCCACCAGCCAAGAAACAAAAAACGGAACCCAAGGAGACUGCAGAAGUGUGUGUGGGAACGUCAGUCGGCACAAUCACUGAGCCGGACUGCCUCGGGCCCUGCGAGCCUGGUACCUCGGUCACACUGGAGGGCAUCGUCUGGCAUGAGACGGAAGGUGGUGUAUUAGUUGUAAACGUGACGUGGCGAGGGAAGACUUACGUGGGAACCCUACUGGAUUGCACGCGACACGACUGGGCGCCACCGCGGUUCUGUGAUUCUCCAACGGAAGAAUUAGAUUCGCGCACACCUAAAGGACGAGCGAAACGUGGUCGCGGGGCGGCGCCCACGGACAUGACGAAUUUCACAGAAACGCGAUCAUCAGUCCACAGCAAACUCCGAAACGGGGGAGCGAAAGGCCGAAGAGCUUUGCCGUCACCCACUCCAUUCACUCCGCCGAGACCGGAUUCGAAAAGAAAAAGAAAUUCAGAAGCGGACGAACGACCGCCCACGCCGAAGGCGAAGCGGCCGCCGCCUACGCCGUCGUCGCCGCCGCCCGACCCGAUCCUUCUCGAGUGUCCCGAACCGAAUUGUUCCAAAAAAUACAAACACGCGAACGGUUUGAAAUAUCAUCGAUCACACGCACACGGUUCGCCCGAUGAGGAAGACAAAGACGAGUCCAGCUCGGAACUGGAAGAGCCUGCGGUGGAGCCAGCUUCGCCGGCGUGUCCGCCGUCCGAGCCCGCCACGCCCGCCACCCCGGUCAAAUCUCCAACUCCCGCAAAGUCCCCGGAAUCUAAGAGCGAGAAGUCUCCAGAAAAGUCGCCAGAGAAGGUGGAGACAAAUGCGGAGUCCCCCGCGCAGACAAGAUUCCCAGAGGAGAUGGCCGCGACGCCGGAAACACCUGCCCCCCCAGAGCGUGCGCAUACCCCGCCCGCACCCCCUGCCACGCCGCCUGAGCCUCUGCCUUCCUUACAGACUACACAAUUUAAGGUGAAACCUAGAUCAGCGUUGAUGCCGUCAGAGGAUCGUAAGUCCACGGAAUCUCCUCCCGGCGAGUCCCCGGGUAAGCGCCGGGCGCGGCGCUCGCCGACCCCCGGGGUGCGGUCGCCGGCCUACUCCGACAUCUCGGACGACGCGGCGCCCCCCGACGGAGCCCCCGAUACGGACACCACCCACAGACCCUUCCCCGUCUACCACCAGUAUUACGGUCAGCCGUCGUAUCUACCGCCGAGUCACCCGGCGACAGGACCGCCUCCUACCGGGGACAAGAGCAAAGAAGAUCCGUCCAAAGGAGAUUCUAAAGGAGACCAUAAGGACGGCAAAACCGAUAACGGACCGCAAAAGGUGCUUCCGCAACAUUUCUACCCGUACAAUUACGUACCGAAUUUUCCGUACAACGUGGAACCGGGGACGCCUUUGGAAGACAAGAGCAAAGAGACUGACCGAUCGAAGACAACGCCCAGCCCUUUGGACAAGAACAAGCCCAGGGAGGGGAAAGACAACCAGAACAGACCGAACGACAACCAUCAGAUCCUCAAAGAGAGUAUUGAGAUGAAGGCGCAGAUGGGACCGUACGCGUUCCAGAGGCCUCCGCACGGGAGGGAAGAAGAAUUGAGGAGAUAUUACAUGAGCUUAGAGCAAAGAAGAAAAGACGGUGGGGGCGACUCGAAGCCUCCGAACCAGGGAGCAGGGGUCCCUCCCAGACCGGCGCCGCAGCCCGCGCACAAGUCCUCUGGAAAAGAUAAAGACGAAAAACCCAAGGACGACGUUAAAGUGAAGCAAGAAGGUCAGAAGCCGACGACGGAAACGCAAGGGCCGCCGCCCCCGCCCACGUCGCAGUACUACCUGCCGCCCUACAUGCAGGGCGGGUACGGCGCCCUGCAGUUCGAGCCGGUGUACCGCGGGCCGCUGUCCCCCAUGCUGGUGGGCGGGUACGGCGCCGGCUGGAGCGUGCCGCGGUACCCGGCGCCCGAGGACCUGUCCCGCCCCGCGCCGCCCAAACUGGACCUGCUGCCCCCCGCACACGCGCCCUACGCCUAUCCGCCCCACACCGGCCAUCCGCCCCACGCGCCCCACGCCUCCCACGCGCCCCAUACGCCGCACGCGCAACACAAAAUCCACGAGCUGCAGGAGCACGCGAAGUCUCCGUCGGGGAAGCCCCGCGCCGACGCCCCCAAGGAGGGCGCACGCUCGCCCCCGCCGCAGCGGCACGUGCACACGCACCACCACACGCACGUCGGGCUCGGCUACCCGCUCUACCCGCCGCCGUAUCCCGGCGCGCGAUAGCAGUCCUCGCGCCGCGUAGGUAGGACGCCGCACUGAGAGUAACCGAAGAUUGUGUGUUGCAGCGGCGGCGGUGUUGGCGAGCACGCAGGCCGUGGUCAACUCGUUUCCGACGCCGCCCAAAUGAAACGAGGGGCCGCGCAAACAAUGGAGCCUUCCCAGAGACGCCGCCCCGCGUCACCCCCCGCCCGCCCUCCGCUCCGAACUGACGCGGCAGUGACGCGACCGCGUAGUGAACUUAACCGAGAACAAUUUGCCGGAUAAUUGAAACAAUGAUCUCGCGUGACCCACGGAUAUGUGUAUGUGAUGUGCGCUUUGAAUGUUCUAGAAUGUUUCCGGAUAGUUACCCGCGAUAGGGACCGAGUGCGAGGGGGCGCGAGGCGAGGACCGGCCGAGCGCCCCCCCGAAUGAACCUUCACUAGUGGAAGCACAAACUAGUACUUGUAUAUAUUAGUGUUAUGUGUAAACGAUAAUAAUUAACGUUCCGUUAAUAAUUUAAUGUAAUAUAAAACGUCGAAGGGUUUGUUCUCCACGCCGGGCGUCGUACUGAAGAUUGAAGCCCCCCCGAAGGACCGAAUCGAAGUGAUCACGGACGAUACCUUUAUUUAUGAAUACAGCAUUCCACAGAGACGAGAGCGAACGUAGUUUAUAAAAAAUUAAAUAUCGAUUAAUGUUUAGGUAAUGAUAGUGCACCGUGAGAGCGUCAAUGUGAUCGUAAUAAUAUGAACGUAGCGUGCACAAAUCGUAUUAUGUCUGAUAGUGAGGAAUCAUUCAAUGUAUCGUAGAGAGCAUCCUAUAGAUUUGUGGAGUGUUUGGACAUCGCUGUGCGUGUGUUUGUCUGUCUGGCUUUUAAAAGUUAAUGUAAAAAAAAAAUUAAUUAAUCUCAUAGUCCGAUAUUCUCUGAUACUAAAUCCGGUUUCUGUUUGUGUACCACACAAUUGCACUUAAACGCAUUUAAUGGUACUAUUAAAGAGCGUUGCUUCUCAACCAUUGAGCUAUAGAAUUUUAGUAAGAAAGUUCACUAAGAAAACCCAUUAAUGUAUUGGUUUCGUUUAAUAAGUACAAAACGAAAUUUUAAAUUAUUUUGUUCAAAAAUUUUAAAUAAAAUUGAAGAUAAUCUAUUUUUAAAUAAUUAUGUAUAGUUUUUUCUUCAAAUUUCAUGACGUCGUGACGUCACGUCUGAAAGAGGCCGAACUGUUUCCACAGUAUAUAUAAUUAUAUUAAAGAAUAUCUAUGGUUUCCAACCUAAACAAAUUUUUUUAUUACUAUAUACAAUUACCUCCGAUCCUCAUUUAUGAAUGGUAACGCUUAAUGAGAAACGGUAUGGUUCAUUUAAAAUACUCCAAAAAAAUUUUGGGCGACUCUUGAAGAAGUUUCGAGGACGCAUUUCAGUCACAUCAUAAAUGUAAAUGAGCUCACUUAUAUUUUUGGUGAUAAUUUAAAUAAAGUUCAUUCGUUUCGCAUAUGUCUUUCUACUACUGCACUUUGGUUGAGAAGCGAUGUUCUAAAGCAUUAUGUUGGACGUUACUGUGUAUUAAAUGAAGUCUCCCCGCAGCGCCGUUGGGCUGACGUUUCCCUCCCUAGUCUUCCAAUUGGUUCGUUUGAAAGAUCCUGUGUGUUCACGUGAAUAAUUUUCAUAAUUGAUUAUUACUUUAAAUUGUACGCAAUGUUACGUGUCUGAAGUGUUAUAAUCGAGUGUGUCGGCUAAUGUUGCGGCCCUCUGUCACACUUCAAUUUAGUAGACAUUAUCAUAGAGAUUGACCUAUUGUAGUUAAAUAAUGGUAUUAUUUUCAUGACAUUUUAGUCAAUGUACGCGCGUACCUGUUUUCUUGUGUAUUAAAACAAUGUUUCGUAGAGAAUUCGGGGCCUAAACGUGUUGAUGCAAGCGACAGUUCCGUAAAGAACCAGUGAUCGUUAAUUUUCUUGUUAUAAUAAUUCUUAGUCGAUACCUACUUAAUGUUUAAAAUAGAAAAAAAGACUGUUGUAAAAGGCCAAUAUUGUAUAUUGUGUUACACAUUUAAUUGCUUCCAAACAAUGUUGUAAAUUUCGUUCCAUAUUUUAGUAGAUUAUUUUAUCUAUAUUUGAUUCCGCAAAGUAAGGACUUAUGAAAUAUUAGUUUCUUUUAAAAUAAUUUAGAUCUUAUGAUUUUUUUUAAUAGGCAAAUGUGUGGCUUUGAAGUUUCUUUAAUUAAAACUGUAUUAAUUAGCUAAACUUGAACAUAUCCACUUAGUGAAUCUUGUCUGUAUCGAAUUGUCUCAGUUGUAUAGGUACAUAAACAUUUUUACAACACUGUUUGAUAAUAAUGAGAUUAUUUACAAACUGUAUGCGAACAUUUGUCAUCAAAAGUGGGCGUACAGUCAUCUUUAAUUUUAAAUCUGCUUCAAAUGUUAGUUGAAAAGAAUUGUGUUUUGGGAUUUAAAAGCUUUCAAGCCGCUUAUUUCAAAAUGUCGAAUCAAAUGUCAAUCUUUAACGUUUUGAUUUGUUUCAAAAUUGCUAAUUUGAUAAAAUAGGUAAAAUAGGUAUUUUUAGACAGGACUCUAUUUGUUUUCUUGUUAUAUAUUUGUAAAACACUUUUUCUUUUUUCAACUAAUAUUGGAUACAAGAGUUACCACUCAAAUAUAAUGAAAUAACAAAUUCUCACUUUGAAUCAAUAUAAAAUUGUUGUUAAUGAUGGCUUACGCCUACCUUAUGAUUAAGGUAGUGUUCAAAAUGAUUGAUGACGAAAAAUCUACAUCCAAAUUGUUUGCAAAUCUUCAAUAAAAGAAGCAUUGGAACGCGAAAUGAAAACAUGAUUUCAGACGAUUUUAUGCUUUUCUCUUUUAAUAGCACGAUCUGAGAAAUUCAAAUUCGACUUUAAACUCACAGUACUCAUUUCCUUUCUAUGAUUGUUUGAAGAGUGAGUGUUUAAUUAGAUUGAGAGACGGGUUGAUCUCAAAAACGCUCGACAUUGUACGGAUGCAUAGACUGAGUUUUUAUUUUAAUCCUCACGCGACGCAAAUUACGCUUUCCUAUGGUUCGACUUACCAGUGUCUGAUGUGUGUAACAUCAUUGUAUUUAUAAAUGUAAUUUGUAUGGACAUUUGUGUAUUAUUAUUUUUUUGAUGUAACUAUAAAGCCAAGUUUGAUUUUUAUUAGAAAAGAAUUCGAGACGUUGGAAAAAAAGGAAUAAUAAAAAUAACAUUAUUUCUUAAAAAA